This is a messenger RNA of Platichthys flesus (European flounder), 4229 nucleotides long. RefSeq names its product titin. Bases 176 to 3199 code for a protein of 1007 amino acids. The transcript is spliced from 18 exons. Lineage: Eukaryota; Metazoa; Chordata; Actinopteri; Pleuronectiformes; Pleuronectidae. The record is from RefSeq and is a predicted model, not a curated record. Gene Ontology annotation, molecular function: transmembrane signaling receptor activity. Gene Ontology annotation, biological process: cell surface receptor signaling pathway.
CAAAACCGUGAGUGUAGAUGGCACAUUUCCUGUUGCCUCAACCAAAAAAAAGAAAAGUGCAGAUGUCAUCGAGAGACAGGAAAGCUUGAGUCUUGAGGUGAGUUUAUAAAUGAAUCGGUCAAACACACCCAUCUCUGUCUAUUUCCUCUGCUGAGCUUCACUACACAGCAGUUAUAUGACUCGACUCAGAAACACGGCCUCUGCAGGUGCAGCUCAAUGGAAAAUGUGUCUCAUCAGGGUCUUCCUUGUCAUGUAUUCCACUGCUGUUUGUGGAGCUCAGACUGUCAAAGAUGUCACCUCCACGCCCUUUUCUCUGACCUCCUUUGAACCAACAUCGAUGGAAGCUUCGACUGUUUCAGUUCCAGAGCCUCCUUUACCAUCCCUGCAGCUGCAGUCCAGCUGGUUGGAGGUGUUCCCCUCUGAGAAAGUGGAGUUAAGAUGUAACAUCAGCGGCAGCUCUGACUGGACGAUCGUCUGGCUAAAAGAUGAAAAGGAACUAGUCCCAGAACCAAAUCUGUCUUUCUCUGCAGACAAACCGAUCCUUACUAUCACUGCUGCUUCACAAAUGAUUUCUGGAAGCUAUUCCUGUAAAGGGCAACACAAAACAAGCAGCGUUCGGAGUCUUUCCAGCACCUCACUUAAGGUCACAGUUUACCAAAACAAGCCAAAAGCGACUCUGAGUCAAAGUCCAAACUUCAACAAGAUGUUCCCUGGAGAGCUGAUCAACUUCAAAUGUCUGGUUGAUGUGGCCUCUGGAUGGGAAUACCAGUUGUACCAUAAUGGAACUGAAAUUAAAGCACAGGAUACUCAUACCAUAGUUUCUAUAGAUCAUUCUUACAGUGGAGAAUACUUCUGCAAAGCUAAAAGAGGCAAAGAACAGUUCUACACAGAGCCGAGUGAAACAACAUCCGUGCAGGUCUCUGAUCCACCUACACCAUCCUUGAAGUUGCUGUCUCCAUGGCUGGAUGUGUUCAAAGGCGAAUCAGUGCACUUCUCUUGCGAGGUUAGCGAACCUAAUUGGACAUACUCCUGGGACAAAAAUCGGCACAAGAUCGAGGACCUGGACAAAUCGUCUCUCAUCUUCAACUCGGUCACUCAAACCGAUCAAGGAGACUACGCAUGCAGAGCUCACCUGAAGGACAGGCGUGUAACCUCUGGAUUGAGCAACACAGCUACAGUCAAGGUUUAUGAAAACACACCUGAACCAACACUGAGCAAGGUCCCUGAUUUCACCCCAAUGUAUGCUGGAGAAACUGUGAACUUCACUUGCACAGUUAACAUGUCCACUGACUGGAUUUAUCAGUGGUAUGAAAAUGGAGAGAACAUCCCUUCUGCCACCGGCAAAACCUUCAGCCUCCCUCUUAGUCUUUCUAAUGGAGGGUAUUACUCGUGCAAGGCCACCAGAGGAGAAACAACAUCAACCAUCCACAGCAGGGAAAUACAGCUAGAUGUUCAUGAAAUUCCUGUUCCACAUUUGAAGAAUAUGACCGAGUGGUUGGAUGUGUUCCCCACUGAGAGUGUGAAGUUGAGCUGUGGGAUGCCGCGCGGCUCUGGCUGGACCUAUACCUGGUACAAAGCUGGAGAGGAGGUCAAGGUUGAUGAUGCUGUGUCGUUUGAUCCGGAUAGAUCCAUUCUUUCUAUUAGCUCUGCUUCAGCUAAACAUGAAGGACCAUAUAAGUGCAAGGGACACCUCAAGGACAGAUCUGUCAGCAGCAACACUGCCUCUGAACUUUCUCUCACAGUAUAUGAGGAACACCCCAAACCUGUGAUGAGUCAAGAGCCAAAGGCUGACAAACUGUAUGUUGGAGAGUCAGUGUCCUUGGAUUGUAAAGUUGAAAUCUCGUCUGGUUGGGAGUAUCUGUGGAGCAAAGAUGGAGUUGCACUCCCUCACAAGAGUCGUACCUUUAAAAUGAAUGAUGCCAAUUCAUCAGUCAAUGGGAAUUAUGAGUGCACAGCAAAAAGAGAAAAAUCGACAUACCAAACACAGCCUAGCAGUAGACGAUCCUUACAAAUAUCUGAGAUUCCUGUUCCCCAGUUGAAGCAUGGUUGGUUGGAUGUGUUCCCUUCUGAGAGCGUGAGAUUGAGCUGUGGGAUGGAAGAAAACAUCUCUGACUGGACGUACACCUGGUACAAAGACAAACAGAAGGUCCAGGCUAAUGAUACUGUGUCUUUUGACUCGGAUGCCAGGAAUCUCUCAAUCAGCUCUGCUGCAGCUAAACAUGCAGGACCAUAUAGUUGCUCAGGAAAGCUCAAGAGCAGACCUGUCUACAGUACCAGCAGCUCUGAACUAACACUGUUAGUUUAUGAUACAAAACCCAGAGUCACACUGAUGCAGGAACCAGAGUACGACGAGAUGCAUACUUGGGAUUCAGUCUCCUUCAGCUGCCAUAUUAACGUCUCCUCUGGAUGGGAGUACCUAUGGUACAAAGAUGGCACUCCACUCCCACUCCAAUCUGGACACAACUAUAACAUCAGCUCUGUGGUGACCAAAGACACUGGGUUAUACACAUGCCAAGUAAAAAGAGGAGUGGAUGCAAUCUUACACUCACAACAGAGUCAGGCUGUAAAACUAGAAGUUCUAGAACGCCCUAAGGCUACUAUACUCCUGCUGACAGGCUGGUCCGAGGUGUUCGCCACUGACAGCUUGGUGCUCAGGUGUGAGGUGCAGGCAAGCAACGACCAGUGGAACUACACAUGGUUCAGAGAGGGAAUUCAAAUAAAUUCGCUGACCUCUGAGAAACAUUCAGUCACACCCCAGAAUAACCCAGAGCAAAGCCUGUACACCUGCCAGGCCAAUCGCACUGGCCAACCAUCUUAUUCAAAACGCAGUGAUUCUUUCAAGACCAAGAACCUUCUUUUGAAGAGGAGGGUGCUUCUCUCCAUCUCUGGCGUUCUAUUCUUCGGCCUUAUCGCUGUUCUCCUGGGAUGCAUUGUCCUCCGAUUCAUCCGCAAACCAGCUGUAAAUGACGACAAACCCGAAGAAGAAAACCUGUUUCUCACCAUGGCCCAGCUAAAGGACCGGAGUGAUGCACCCGAUCCUAUGGUUGAGUACCUCACCGAUGAAGGACUGAAUGCAUUGCCUAAAGAAGCAGAUGAGAACGGCACGCUACCCAUAACCACAGAGGAGGGCCAAGCUCUGAUGACUGAGAGCGAUGAUACGGAAGAAAACAAAGGUGGGCUGGUGUCCUUCAAACAAUGAGUCACUGAAGAUGGAUUCACAACAAUGUAGCGAAGUCCAUGGCAUCGAUGGACAUAAGGCACCAUAUAUUUCGAUAUUUAUAUAUGAAAGUAUGGGUGGACAAUUUUUCUGUUGUGCAAUGCUUAUCACUGCAUUGGAAUAAUAAAGGUUUGGCUUUACAGUGGCAUUGGUGGAAGCUAAACGCUCUAUGGUGGCCAUCAUAGGAAGUAAGAUUCAGCUUGUCUGGCUUAGCCUCAUGUAGUCGGACUUUAAGCCUCAGAUAUGCUUUUUUAUUUUUAUUUUUAACAUUUUUUGCUAAUGAGCCACGGGUCAUUUGAUAAAGAAGGUAGAGAGUAGUUGUGGAGAAAGCGCAGGGAUGGCAUGUAACGGCCUGAGCUGAACUCUAACCCGGGCCUGCAGAGAGGAGGAGGCAGCUUCAUUAGUGGUACGAGCGCCAUUAGGUGAGCUACCUGGGCACCUCACCUCGUCCUGAUAUUCACUGCGUUAGUAUCAAAGUGCACUAGAGGAUCUACGUUUUAAAAGGUCAUGUAUAUAUUCUGAAUUGCGCGCAGUGCUAGAUAGAAGUAAAUGUAAAUUUAAUACGAUUUUCACAACAUUGUGGGCACCAAAUUUAAUCAAAUUGUUGAUGAGAUAUUGCACUCUGGAGCGAUGGACAGAAUGUCAUUGCAACACAACCGUGUAUAGAUUCAACUUGGUUGGGGGUAAUUGUACAUUUCUUUAACUGAUGUAUUGAUGAAUUUACUGUAAAAGGAAAAUAAAUAUAGAACAUAUUUUUAUGUGAAAAGCAACCAAACACACAUUGUUGCUUUGAGUUAUGCAUUGUACAUAAAGUGAUCAUCUGCAGGAUAAUCACUUACCAUUUCAAUUCUUAGAACAAACACCAGAUGUCACAACGUAUUUAAUGUAAUAAAUGAUUCAGCAGUGAAUGUUUUUGCUCUGCCGGUUGGAAACUGUAUACAAUACAUAUUUAUCUAGAAAUUCAAGCAUUUUUGUGUCUUUCAACAAAAUUAUUAAAAUACAAAAUACAAAA